Fusarium pseudograminearum CS3096 is the source of this 729-nucleotide messenger RNA. RefSeq lists its product as uncharacterized. The transcript has a single exon. The record is from RefSeq and is a predicted model, not a curated record. Bases 1 to 729 code for a protein of 242 amino acids. Lineage: Eukaryota; Fungi; Ascomycota; Sordariomycetes; Hypocreales; Nectriaceae.
AUGGUCCGAAUUCUCCCAGCCAUCCUCAUCGGAGCCCAGCUCUUUUCCACUGCCAUAUCCCAUUCCAUUGUUGGCAUGCUUCCUCGUGAAGGCCAAUACCCCUACCCUAUUGUAGGAAGCGAUGACCCGGCGAACAGCGCGACACUUGGCACCUUUCUCAAUCACAUGGCCAUUAACACGAGAAACUUGACGGCCAGCAUCGAAUUUUACACCGAACUCCUCGGUUUUCGCAAAUUGUUCACCCUCCAGAUCACCAAGGCGUAUUCAAUUACCUACCUAGCCCAUGCGCAAGGCGGGAAGAACGGAACAGGUUACCAGACAGCACUGGAGAUGAACCGUGAGAAGAACAACGCACAAGGUCUUCUUGAGAUUUCCUACGCUGAUGUCCCAGUCAAGAACAUCGAGUCCGGAAGGCAGCAUCCCAACACGUUUGGACACAUCGGUAUCGUUGUACCUGACAUACAAGCCUUUCAAGAACGGUUGGACACGAUGCCUCAUAUCUCGGUGCUCAAGAGGUCGGGAGAGCCUUUUGUUGAACUUGAUCCGAGUCUUGUGGUUGGCCCUGCCGUUGGAUUAUUGCCUGAUAUUGUUGAGCAGCUUGACGAAGAGGAGAGGAAGGCGAUCGUUCAGAACUUUGGGCAGAGUGUGGAGUCUCUCAUCUUUGUCGCCGACCCUGACGGUAAUUUUAUUGAGGUUCAGCCCCAAGAAGGGGCUUCGCUGGUUGGGUGA